GACGGGUUGGUUACUACAUAAAAUGGGUUUCUGCCCCUCUAUCAGAUUAAUUAACAAAGCAGCUAAAGAAAUGUUAUGUGGUUGGAAAAGCAUGUAUAAGGUGGCCGGCAAUGGCGUCAAUAAAAAGCUUGAAAAUGAAAGUGUGGAGAAUGGGAAGAAGAUAAUAAAGGGGACAGUAAUAUUGAUGAAGAAAAAUGUAUUGGAUUUCACAGAUUUACAAGCUUCUUUUCUUGAUCGAAUUCAUGAACUUGUGGGUAAAGGUGUUUCUCUACAGCUCAUUUGUGCAUCUGAUCAUCAUCAUUCAGAAAAUGGAUUAGGAGGUAAGUUGGGGAAGGCAGCAUUCCUGGAAAAACGGGUAUCAACAAUAACAUCAAUUACUGCUGGAGAAUCAACAUUCAAUAUAACAUUUGAAUGGCAUGAAAGCUUUGGUGUUCCUGCUGCUUUCAUCAUUAAAAACUACCAUCAUUCUCAGUUUUACCUUAAAUCUCUAACACUAGAUCUUCCUGGACAUGGCCGUCUACAUUUUGUCUGCAAUUCUUGGGUUUAUCCGGCUCAUCGUUAUAAAUAUGAUCGUGUUUUCUUCUCUAACAAGACUUACCUUCCUCUUGAAACACCAGAAGCAUUACGCAAAUACAGAGAACAAGAGCUAGUAAAUCUUCGAGGUGAUGGAAAACGAAAGCUUAAGGAAUGGGAUCGAGUCUACGAUUAUGAUUACUACAAUGAUUUAGGAUUGCCAGACAAGGGAGAAGAGUAUGCCCGUCCAGUUCUUGGUGGUUCAAGCCAUUACCCAUAUCCUCGAAGAGGCAGAACUGGUCGAAAACCCACAAAAACGGAUCCAAACACAGAAAGCCGGUUGCCUCUUCUGAGUCUACACAUAUAUGUACCUAAAGAUGAGCGAUUUGGGCACUUGAAAUUUUCAGAUUUUCUGGCCUACGCGUUGAAAUCUCUAGUCCAGAUAAUACUCCCCGAACUGAAAUCUAUAUGUGAUAAAACACCCAAUGAGUUUGACUCAUUUGAUGAUGUGAUGAAGCUUUAUGAUGGAGGUUUUAAAUUACCAGAUGGGGCACUUCACCAAAUCAAAGAUCGAAUUCCUUGGGAAAUGCUUAAGGAACUUGUUCGCUCUGAUGGUGAACAGUUCCUUAAAUUUCCAUUACCUGAUGUAAUCAAAGAAGAUAAGUCUGCAUGGAGAACUGAUGAGGAGUUUGGAAGGGAAAUGCUUGCUGGAGUAAAUCCUGUUCAGAUCCGUCGCCUUGAGGAAUUCCCUCCAAAGAAUAAACUGGAUCCAAAACUCUAUGGAAAUCAAAACAGUAGCAUAAACAGGGAGCAUAUAGAAAAGAAUAUGGAUGGAUACUCUAUAGAGAAAGCAAUCAAAUGUAACAGGCUGUAUAUAUUAGAUCAUCAUGAUACAUUAAUGCCAUACUUAAGGCAGAUUAAUUCGACUCCUACAAAGACGUAUGCCACUCGAACAAUCUUGUUUCUGAAAUAUGAUGGGACACUUAAGCCUUUAGCGAUUGAACUCAGCUUGCCUCAUCCACAAGGCGAUCAGCAUGGCGCUGUUGGUCAAGUCUAUACUCCUGCCGAAGAGGGUGUUGAGGCCUCGGUUUGGCAACUAGCUAAAGCUUACGCUGCUGUCAAUGAUUCUGGUUGUCAUCAGCUCAUAAGUCAUUGGUUGUACACCCAUGCUAUAAUUGAACCAUUUGUUAUAGCAACCAAUAGGCAAUUGAGUGUGGUUCACCCAAUUUUCAAGCUUUUGCAACCUCAUUUCCGGGAUACAAUGAACAUAAAUGCCUUGGCUAGGCAAAUCCUCAUCAAUGCUGGAGGUGUGCUUGAGAGAACCGUCUUCCCAGCAAGGUUUGCAAUGGAAAUGUCCUCUUUUGUGUACAAAAAUUGGGUUUUCACUGAUCAGGCUCUCCCUGUUGACCUUCUUAAGAGAGGGAUGGCAGUCCAGGACACAAACAGCCCAUAUGGUCUCAAGCUUUUGAUCGAGGAUUACCCAUUUGCUGUUGAUGGGCUCGAGAUCUGGUACGCAAUUGAAACAUGGGUGGAAGAUUAUUGCUCUUUCUACUACCCAAGAAAUAGCCUAGUUGAAAAUGAUCCUGAACUCCAAUCAUGGUGGAAAGAGAUUCGCAAUGUAGGCCAUGGUGAUAAAAAAGAUGAACCAUGGUGGCCUGAACUGAAAACCAAACAAGACCUUACAAAAAUCUGCACCAUCAUCAUAUGGGUUGCAUCCGCCCUUCACGCAGCUGUCAAUUUCGGGCAAUACCCUUAUGCAGGAUACCUCCUUAACCGUCCUACUGUAAGCAGACGCUUCAUGCCUCAACCCGGUACAUCAGAAUACAAUGAGCUUGAAUCUGAUCCCAAGAAAGCGUUUCUCAAAACAAUCACAGCUCAGUUUCAAACUCUACUCGGUGUAUCCUUGAUUGAAAUUCUUUCACGCCACUCCACAGAUGAAGUAUACCUCGGACAGAGGGAUACUCCGGAGUGGACUACUGAUGCUGAACCAUUAGCAGCAUUCAAGAGAUUUCAGGUUACAUUGUUGGGUAUAGAAAAGAAUAUCAUGGAAAGGAACAAUGAUGAACGAUUGAAAAAUCGAAACGGGCCGGUUAAGGUUCCCUACACUUUGCUGUAUCCAAACUCAUCUGAUUAUUCAAAAGUUGGAGGACUUACUGGGAAGGGUAUUCCAAAUAGUAUCUCAAUAUGAAGUGAGUGUAUCAUUCCGUAAAGAGUUAUUCUUGUGAGAAAGCGUCUUUCGGUGAGAUGAGUUUAAAAUAAAAAGUCCAUAUGUUAAUAAUUUGUAUUAAUUGGGUUUUUAAUUUAUGUAUGAGGUGCGUCUCACGGUAAAACUGUUUCAUAGAAGAAUCUGUGAAUAAUAUGUUUCACA
Amaranthus tricolor (Joseph's coat) is the source of this 2881-nucleotide messenger RNA. RefSeq names its product probable linoleate 9S-lipoxygenase 5. The transcript has 9 exons. The record is from RefSeq and is a predicted model, not a curated record. Gene Ontology annotation, molecular function: protein binding; metal ion binding; oxidoreductase activity, acting on single donors with incorporation of molecular oxygen, incorporation of two atoms of oxygen. Bases 23 to 2701 code for a protein of 892 amino acids. Gene Ontology annotation, biological process: lipid oxidation. NCBI's taxonomy places the organism in Eukaryota, Viridiplantae, Streptophyta, Magnoliopsida, Caryophyllales, Amaranthaceae.